Molecule: messenger RNA, 1098 nt
Organism: Salmo salar (Atlantic salmon)
Lineage: Eukaryota; Metazoa; Chordata; Actinopteri; Salmoniformes; Salmonidae
Source: RefSeq, a predicted model, not a curated record
AAGGAGCACACAACAGGACAGGAAGGAGCACACAACAGGACAGGAAGGAGCACACAACAGGACAGGAAGAGCACACAUCAGAAUACAACAGCUGGUUUCACAUUUUUUGUUUGUUUCAUUCAUUUUCUUCCCACGUUCUAAAAUGUGUAAAGGACUGUCCUCCCUUCCCUCGUCAUGCUUGGAGAAAGCAAAGGGGAUGCGGGUGAAGUUGAGUCACCUGGCUGACAAACAGGAGUGGACACAUCACAAACACAGGGUCCAUGAGGACAGGACUCUUCAGGAUCUGGAGUCUCUACUCAACAGCAAGAUUGGCCAGAAAGCUUUCCUCUGGUUCCUGCAGUCUGAGUUCAGUGAGGAGAACCUGCAGUUCUGGUUGGCCUGUGAGGAGUACAGGGUUACCCCCCCAUGGCAGCAGGGGGCCAAGGCCCAGUCUAUGUACUGCCAGUACAUCAACCCUGGUUCACCACAGGAGGUAGGUGGAGUGUUGUGUAGAUGCUGUCUAAAUGUUGUAUAUACAUUUUGCAGACAUUGUAUAGAUGUUGUUGGAAGGUUGUAUAGACAUUGCUUGAAUGUUGUAGAAGUAAGUAAGCCUUGUCUGAUCCAGAACAGUCCAGAGGGGCAAGAGCCCCCAAUUUCUCAUAUUUCUGUAGCUUAAGGAAGCUUGAUGUAAAGUACACCCCCUGGACAGGAUGCUAGUAAACGUUGUACAGGCGUUGUCUGAACAUUGUGUGUGUUGUUGCCACGUGAACCUGGAUGCUGAGACAAGGGAGGCUCUACUGAGAGUGAUGGAGGAGCCUGCAGGCGACACAUUCCACGAGGCCCAACAUCACGUCUACCACCUGAUGGCCAAAGACUCUUAUCCUCGCUUCCUGCGCUCCCCACACUGCCUGGAGGCCCUUAGGGUUCCUUAGAUGUUCCACAGCACCACCUGCUGCCCCGGUGGACCACACAACAUAAUAACAAGCUGUGUUUUAUAACUACAUUAGAAUUUAUAUCAUUUAUAUUUAUACUCAAGUCUUAGUUGACACUCAUAUGUGAGUUGUAAGAUGUUUGUGUUUAUCAUAAAUAUGGUAUAACUAUGGUAUAUGUCCCUGUAGU